AUGGCAGCAGAGGUACAUCCUUUGAUGUGGCCGCCGAGCGCGUGGGCGGCGCAAGAAGCUCGUGGACAACUGCGUAGUAGUUUAUAAAAAGGUUACUGACUUCACAUAACACAAAGAAAACGAAUUAGGUGAGGUUAGUGUGGGCCUUACAAAGAAAAUCCAUCCAUCCAGUUCCACCUCCCCUCGUGUCUGGAGCUGCAGAGUCCAUCACCGCGAUGAUCAGGCGCGUAGCGGGGAAACACUUGUUGUGCCUCCUUCUGCUCGCCUUUCCUCUGGCCUGGGCAGUGUACACGAAGAAAGACGCCAGGACGACACAGAAAAACGACACAGGUUGGGGCCAGGCCAAAAACAGACGACUCUUUGCAAGACGAAAGAUCAUUCUAGAGAAGGACAAACAUGCUCCUCAGAGGCUGCACACGGCUCUCCUGACCCUCCCACGUCGUUGCAGUCGGCUGAUGGAGAGCUGCUCGAGUUGGACCCUGUGCUGUGACCCGUGUGCCUCCUGUCACUGCCGCCUCUUCAAUACCAUCUGCCACUGCUGGAGGACCAACCCCCUGUGCCUAAAGAGGACUUAGAGCCCACGACACCACUGUACACUUCAUUAACAUCAUACUUAUGAAGAGGGCUAAUGCAAGCCAAAAAAAUUUGGAAAUCUACCAAACCUCUGUUUGAAGUUAAACUCUAACUGAAGGAGUACAAAGGAAAGUUCAACAGCAUAAUUUGUAACAAUAAUAAAAGUUAUUUCCACAGGUAUAUGUAAUACAUAUAAUAAUAAUACAUUUUCUAAUGUCAUUUCAGCAUAAAGGUAGAUACUAGAUUAAACACUCCUUCAUAAGGAAAAAAAAACAACAACAAAAAACAUGUCAGUUUAAUAUUUAAUAUAUUUGUUUUCACACACAGGCAAUUGCAUUUAUCUUAAAAAGUAAUAUAAUGUUAUUUAGACAUUAUGGAAGAGGUUUAAGACAGUGGUAAAUGGUCACAUUUUAUGUAGUGCUUAAACUUAUUCUAUCUUUAUACUUUUUUCAUUUAUUCAUAAAUAGUUUCUGUAGGUAUGGAUAAUUUACCAGUAUUAUUCUCAUGUUACAGAGACAUUUGUGUACAGCAAGUUCAGUAGGUUCACACUUGACUAAAUGUUAUUUUAUUAGUAAGAAAUCCUCUCAGUUGAACACAAUAACAUACAUGUAGUCAUUGUGAUUAUUUGAGAUGUGAAACUGAAUGUACUAUAACACCAGCACUUAAUUGUGACUUAUGAUAAUCUUAUUAAAGCUUAGAUACUGAUCAU
Molecule: messenger RNA, 1282 nt
Organism: Periophthalmus magnuspinnatus
Lineage: Eukaryota; Metazoa; Chordata; Actinopteri; Gobiiformes; Gobiidae
Gene: asip2b
Product: agouti signaling protein, nonagouti homolog (mouse) 2b
Exons: 3
Coding region: 216-575 (119 amino acids)
Biological process (GO): adult feeding behavior; positive regulation of feeding behavior; hormone-mediated signaling pathway
Cellular component (GO): extracellular region
Molecular function (GO): type 1 melanocortin receptor binding; neuropeptide hormone activity
Source: RefSeq, a predicted model, not a curated record